AUGACGCGCUCCCGCAGUCCGCGGCGCUCGCGCAGUGUGCACCGAUCUUCACACCGCCGCUCGUCCACGAAGCGCCGCUCGAGUCGUAGCCGCAGUCGCGACCGCUCGCGCCGCAGCAGUCGCAGGCAUCACCAUCGCCGCUCGCGCUCUACGGACCGCCACAAGCGCCGCCGACGGGACAGCGACCGCAGACGAUCCCGUCGACGGUCCCGGUCUAAGUCCGAUUCUGAUUCGCCGAAAAGGCGGUCACGGACGCGUCGAAAUCAGCCAAUGGAUGAGGUCCCAGCGGCGACAAUGGCCAAUACCGAGCGAGCUGCGGCUGUUGUGAACAGGCAGAAACGGGCGAAGGGAUCAGAUAGCGUCAAGCACGAGGUGGACAUGUCGCACAUGCCAAAAGGUGUGGAUCAGGAGAAGAAAGUUGUGGAGAAGCUGUGUGCUGCAGACGGACGAGAGACAGACGAUGCUGUGCGUGCUGUGGCACUGAGCGAGACAGCAGAGACAAAAGUCGACGAGAGGUGUCAAGUGAGUGCUGCAAAAUCAGCAGUAGACGUUCAUUCGAUCAAGGAAAACGUGCUAAAAGCGCUAGCAGAUGCACGGAGCACGAUUGCAGGCAUGAAGAAAAGCGGGACACGAGAUGGCUGUUGUGCGGUGACAAGCGCAGAGACGCCAGCGCUAGUAUCGGUUGUGAAAGAAGACGGACAAGAGCUCGAAGGAGGUGCACAGAAGGACCGAGCAGCAGGGGGGGUCGUGUCGUCAGAGAUGACGUCUCUGUCGCUGCGAAGGCCAUCUGAUGCAGCAGAAGAUACGAGUGCAGACGAGUUUGAUAUGUUUUCAAUGGCGGCCCUCGACGAUCAAGAAGACGCAAUGGACGGCCAAAACGUUGUGACUGCCGUCUCGGUGAAUGAAGUGUCGCUACAGUCAAAUUGCGACGAUGCUGAGGGGUAUUACUCUACCACUAUAGGAGAAGUGCUGAAUGGCAAGUACCGCGUGCUUGGAGCUGUCGGAAAAGGAGUAUUCUCUACGGUGCUACGCUGUCAGUGCAUCACUCCUUUGCAGACUACAGGUGGUGAAGCGCUGAGCGUCGUAGCCAUCAAGGUCAUCCGGAACAAUGACGUCAUGCGUGACGCCGCGCAUAUGGAGCUGAAGCUACUGAAAGAGUUGGGCGAACGCGAUCCACGAGACAAGAAGCAUUGCAUCCGGCUGCUGGAUUCGUUUUCUCACCGCAAUCACGUCGCGAUGGUCUUUGAACCGAUGCAAAUGAACGUCCGCGAGGCCAUGAAGAAGUUUGGCGGAAAAGGCGGCAUUUCGAUCCAAGCCGUGCGCGUGUUUGGUAAGCACCUGUUAGUCGCGCUCAAUCACUUAGAAUCGUGCGGAGUGAUACAUGCUGAUAUCAAGCCGGACAACAUACUGCUCAAUGAGAAGCAGACGACGGUCAAGCUUUGCGAUUUUGGAUCGGCUUUUCGAUCCGACGAUGGGAAGCAAGAUCCGACACCGUAUUUGGUCAGUCGCUUCUACCGCGCGCCUGAGAUUGUGCUGGGCCUUGCUUACAACAAAGCGGUAGAUAUGUGGUCUGUCGGUUGUUGUUUAUACGAGAUGUUCACUGGCAAAGUUGUGUUUCCAGGGAGCACGAAUAACGAGAUGCUCAAACUUUUUAUGGAGCUCAAGGGCAAGAUUCCGAACAAACUGAUCAAGAAGCAUCGCCAGGCAUACAUUGACCAGUUUUUGAUGGAGCCACACUUUACAGAAGACCUCAAGUUCUGCAGUCGAGAGAGCGAUCAAGUCACAGGUAAGCCUAUUUUGCGUUUACUGGGGACCUUCAAGACCAAGGUCGACCUAGCUGGUAGCUUGCUGGGCGCAAAAAGUGCUUCGGACGACCGAAAGCUGGUGCUUGAGCUUCGGGACUUGCUGGACCGGAUGUUCACGCUCGAUGCGUCAAAGCGCAUCUCGGUCAAGGACGCGCUGGCGCACCCGUUUGUGAAGGGAUGA
Messenger RNA from Hyaloperonospora brassicae, 1986 nucleotides. The record is from the annotation of a GenBank genome assembly. NCBI's taxonomy places the organism in Eukaryota, Oomycota, Peronosporomycetes, Peronosporales, Peronosporaceae.